CCGGGGCCACAGUGUGGGGUGUGUUUGGACAAGAGGCACAGAAAGAAAAAAAAAAAAAAAAAGAAAAAGUUAGCAGCGGAUUUUUUUCCCUCUUAUUCCUCCUGGCGUCCGACCUCCAGCAAACAUCCGUCUAGAGCACCAUGGCAAACAAAUGCCAGCAGCCACCUCAACUGCACCUGGCAGAAGUCACCGCGUCCCAGUUCCUCGACAUCUGGAAACAUUUCGACACUGAUGGUAAUGGCUACAUCGAGGGGAAGGAGCUGGAGAACUUCUUCAGGGAGCUGGAGAUUUCCCGGAGAGGAGCCGGGGUGGACCCAACAAACCCCACAUUCAGAGAAAACAUGAAGGAGUUCAUGCAGAAGUUCGACAAGAACAAAGAUGGACGGAUUGAGAUGUCAGAGCUGGCCCAGAUUCUCCCAACUGAAGAGAACUUCCUGCUCUGCUUCAGACAGUUUGUCAGCUCCAGCACUGAGUUCAUGGCGGCAUGGCGGCGAUACGAUACAGACCGCAGUGGCUACAUCGAAGCAAACGAGCUGAAGGGCUUUCUGUCAGACCUGCUGCAGAAGGCUAACAGAUGCUACGAUGAUCAGAAGCUGACGGAGUAUACGCAGACCAUACUCCGGAUGUUUGAUCUGAACGGGGACGGGAAGCUGGGCUUGUCGGAGAUGGCGAGGCUUCUGCCCGUUCAGGAGAAUUUCCUCCUCAAAUUCCAGGGCGUCAAGCUGACCUCCGAGCAGUUCAAUGAAAUCUUCACCUUCUACGAUAAGGACGGGAACGGCUACAUCGACGAGCAGGAGUUGGAAGCUCUGCUACGAGACCUCUACCAGAAACACAAGAAGGAGGUGGACCUGAAGAACCUGACGGGCUACAAGGAGAGCAUCAUGAGCCUCUCCGACGGAGGGAAGCUCUACCGCACCGAGCUGGAAAUCGUCCUGUGCAGGGAGCCCAUCCUGUGACUCCGCCUCCGCCUCCUCCUCCUCCUCCUCCUCCUCUCCUCUUGCAUAUCAUGGUUUUCUCUGCCUGCCCCGCCCUCUUCUCUCCUGAGACCACAUCCACUGAGUGGCAACGUAUAUCAGGUGCAUGUGCCGGACACCCACCCCUCCCUCAUCCUGCCAGCCAUUUCCUAAACUCCCCGUCCUCCUCCCCUUCCUCCAUCAAAGUGACAAAGAAUGACGAGUUCACCGUCAGCACGCAGCAGCUCCCCUCUUUUCUUCGAACCUGUGCUUUCCUCCUACUCCCAAUAUGAAAAAGCUCCAGCUCUCCCUCCUCAGACUCUCUCUUCCUCCUUCAAACCGUCUCUGACCUCCACAUCCAUACGGUGGCUGGCUUGCAACGCCCGAACCCCGUCUCCACAGAAAGUGAUUGAUUGAUUGAUUGAUUGAUGCCCCCUCAACCUUCACCCUGGCCUCAGUGCCUCCCCGUCCUCCAUGCUCCUUGCUUUUUCAACUUUGCAUUAAAUAUGAUAAAUAUAUAUAGCAAAAGAAAACUGCAGACAGGUGUAUUUGAAUUGAUUGCAUUUAUAAUCGAUGAUGGAACUGAUAAAUGGUUUUUCCACCUCCAUUCCUCCUGAAAUCAUCUCGUUCCAUUCAAUCUCUUGUGUACUGUUGCCCUGCCAUGGUUUUCAUUUACAUUGUUUGUUUUCGGCUGAUACCGUCGACUGAAAAUAUUAAUAAAAUAUCUUAAGAUAAAA
Messenger RNA from Salarias fasciatus (jewelled blenny), 1690 nucleotides. It is a transcript of the gene calb2a, whose product is annotated as calbindin 2a. The transcript has 11 exons. NCBI's taxonomy places the organism in Eukaryota, Metazoa, Chordata, Actinopteri, Blenniiformes, Blenniidae. Gene Ontology annotation, cellular component: synapse; terminal bouton; dendrite. Gene Ontology annotation, molecular function: calcium ion binding. The coding region runs from base 141 to 956 and encodes 271 amino acids. The record is from RefSeq and is a predicted model, not a curated record. Gene Ontology annotation, biological process: regulation of presynaptic cytosolic calcium ion concentration; regulation of long-term synaptic potentiation.